GUGGCCGAAGGAGGCGCGAGGGCGCGCGCGCGGGAGGUUGGGCUGGCCGGCCGGCCGCGAGGGGAGCUCGGCGGGACCGGGGAGCGGGCAGAGCGCGCGCGCGGAGGGGCGCCCAUGGUGUGGCCUCAUGUCUAAGACGCUGCGGAGGAAGCGCCACUGGCUGAGCAAGGUGCAGGAGUGCGCCGUGUCCUGGGGGGGCGGCCCCGGCCCGGACCCCGACCUCCUGCGCGGGGGCGCCGAGCGCGGAGAGUUCCCUUACCUCGGGGGCCGCCUGCCGACGCUGGCCGAGUCCGGAGGCGGCGGGAGUGGCCCCGUCCUGCUCUCGGGGAAGCCCCCCGCCCCGGGGGACGUGCUUCUGGAGGUGAACGGCACCCCGGUGAGCGGCCUCACGCACCGAGACACCCUGGCCGUCAUCCGCCACUUCAGGGAGCCGGUGCGCCUCAAGACCGUGCGGCCAGGCAAAGUCAUCAACAAAGAUUUGCGUCACUAUCUAAGUCUGCAGUUCCAGAAAGGUUCAAUUGAUCAUAAACUACAGCAGGUGAUCAGAGAUAAUCUCUACUUAAGAACAAUCCCAUGCACUACAAGAGCUCCCAGAGAUGGGGAGGUCCCUGGGGUGGACUAUAAUUUUAUACCUGUUGAACAAUUUAAGGCACUAGAAGAAAGUGGAGCCUUGCUAGAAAGUGGAACAUAUGAUGGAAAUUUCUAUGGUACCCCUAAACCUCCAGCCGAGCCAAGCCCAUUUCAACCAGAUCCAGUAGACCAAGUGCUUUUUGAUAAUGAUUUUGAUCCAGAAUCUCAAAGAAAAAGAACCACAUCAGUCAGCAAGAUGCAAAAAAUGGACAGUUCAUUUCCUGAAGAAGAGGAGGAGGAAGAAAAGGAAGCAGUUAAUGGUAGUGGAGGCACAGCUGUAGAAAACAAAGAAAGACAUUCAGAUUCUUCUGACUGGAUGAAGCCUGUUCCUAGUUACAGUCAGACAAGUAGUUCGAUGGAUUUCAGAAACUAUUUAUCAAGGGAAGAAAACCUAGAGCCUCUACCCAAGAACUGGGAGAUGGCAUACACAGACACAGGCAUGAUCUACUUCAUUGAUCACAACACCAAAACUACCACCUGGCUGGAUCCUCGCCUUUGUAAAAAAGCCAAAGCUCCUGAAGACUGUGAAGAUGGAGAGCUUCCAUAUGGUUGGGAGAAAAUAGAAGAUCCUCAGUAUGGAACAUACUACGUUGAUCAUAUUAACCAGAAAACCCAGUUUGAAAAUCCAGUUUUGGAAGCCAAACGGAAAAAACAGCUAGGACAGAUGGAUGGAGGCCCUUCAAAUCCAGAACCAGUGAAGUCUCUCUUCACCCGAGACCCAUCGCAGUUGAUAGGAGCACUCAUACGGACAUCAUUGAAGAAAAGCAAUAUGGGCUUUGGCUUCACAAUCAUUGGUGGAGACAGACCAGAUGAGUUUCUGCAGGUGAAGAAUGUACUGAAAGAUGGACCAGCUGCACAGGAUGGCAAAAUUGCACCAGGUGAUGUCAUUGUGGACAUAAAUGGCACAUGUGUCUUGGGCCAUACCCAUGCUGAUGUUGUCCAGAUGUUUCAAUUGGUUCCUGUCAACCAGUAUGUGAACAUGACUCUGUGUCGUGGAUACCCUCUUCCUGAUGAAAAUGAGGACCCUGUUGUAGAUAUUGUUACAGCCACUCCUGUCUUAAAUGGUCAGCAAAUAAUAAAAGGUGAUACUUGUAUGAUCAACCAAGAGUUAAUACCUGGAACAAUGGUUUUGGACCAGAAUGGAAAGCCAGGGCAUAUCUUACUCAAUGGACGCUUGAAUGGCCCAUCCACAGACCUCAACGAACAGAGGGCCUCAGUGUCUUCUUCAGGAUGCUCUCAAGCAGAACUGGUCACAAUUCCUCUGAUCAAGGGACCUAAAGGUUUUGGAUUUGCAAUAGCUGACAGCCCUGUAGGGCAGAAGGUGAAGAUGAUCUUAGAUAGCCAGUGGUGCCAUGGUCUUCAGAAAGGGGAUAUAAUUAAAGAGAUUUACCAUCAGAAUGUGCAGAACUUAACUCACCUUCAGGUGGUAGAAGUACUGAAGCAGUUUCCAGUUGGAGCAGAAGUGCCACUGCUUAUCCUAAGGGGAGGCCCUUCCUCACCUACUAAAAGUUCCAAUGUUGUGAGUAUUGAUAAUAAACUAGAUAAGCAAGAAAAUUCAGGAAGCCAAGAGACCAUCAGUGAAUCAGCCCCACAACCCAUGCCUUUUCCACCCAGUGUUCUAAGGUCAGCGUCCCCAAAGCUAGACCCUUCAGAAGUCUACCUGAAGUCUAAAACAUUGUUUGAAGAAAAACCUCCAAAUACAAAAGAUUUGGAUGUUUUUCUUCGAAAGCAAGAGUCUGGCUUUGGCUUCCGUGUUCUUGGAGGAGAUGGUCCAGAUCAGUCAAUCUACAUUGGAGCCAUCAUCCCACUGGGUGCAGCAGAAAAAGAUGGUAGACUCCGUGCUGCUGACGAGCUGGUAUGCAUUGAUGGUAUCCUGGUCAAAGGGAAAUCACACAAGCAGGUUCUGGAUUUAAUGACUAGUGCUGCACGAAAUGGCCAGGUGCUGCUGACUGUCCGCAGAAAGAUCUUCUUUGGUGUAGAUAAACAACUGGAAGAAGAAUCAUCACCCCAAGUUCCCAUUUCCUCGCAGAACGGCUCUCCUAGGCUAAACCGAGUAGAGCUACACACCAAGCAAUUCCCAGAAGCCUAUGAUGUUGUGCUGCAACGGAAGGAGAAUGAAGGAUUUGGCUUUGUGAUUCUUACCUCGAAAAACAAGCCACCACCUGGUGUGAUUCCGCAUAAAAUUGGGCGUGUCAUUGAAGGGAGUCCAGCUGAUCACUGUGGAAAACUGAAAGUGGGAGAUAGAAUAUCAGCAGUGAAUGGCCAGUCAAUCGUAGACCUCUCACAUGAAAACAUUGUGCAGUUAAUCAAAGAUGCAGGGAACACUGUCACACUCACUGUUGUUGCUGAAGAAGAGCAUCGUGGUCCCCCAUCAGGAACAAACUCUGCCAAGCAGAGUCCAGCCCUACAGCAUCGGCCGAUGGGAACAGUGCCAGCCAGCUCUUUGUCUACUGACAGGAGUGCUAUAGAAGCUGAUACUGGAAAAGAACAAUGCAACAGUUUCAAGCACUUCUCGUCAUCGGAAGGUGUUUCAUCUGUCACAGGGAGCAAACUAUCUCAGAUCCCUGGAUGUUAUCCUGUAGAAUUGGAGAGAGGUCCUCGAGGUUUUGGAUUUAGCCUUCGUGGAGGAAAGGAGUAUAACAUGGGGUUGUUUAUUCUUCGGCUUGCUGAAGAUGGCCCUGCCAUUAAAGAUGGGAGAAUUCAUGUUGGGGACCAGAUUGUUGAGAUCAAUGGGGAGCCAACCCAAGGAAUCACCCAUACCCGAGCCAUUGAAUUGAUUCAGUCUGGAGGAAAUAAAGUUCUCCUCCUUUUGCGACCAGGAACCGGCUUAAUACCAGAUCAUGGUGAUCUGGAUAGUUUGAAUCCAACAUCCUCAAGUGUAACACAUGGUGAACAGACACCACUUCCCUCAUCUUCACAUUCUGCUUCCACAUCUGAAGCAUCUCAUUUGCCAGGACCAGAAGAAGCUUUAGUGAAAGUCCAGACGCCUGAGAAACUGGAAGAGCUGAAGAAAACUGUGCCUGAAAAGAAAAGCACUUUAAUGGAAAACCACUUGGAGAUUAAGAAUGCAACUUCUGCACAAAAGAAUGUGAACAAACGGGACCACCCCUCCAGUAAAGGUGAUAAGGUGGUACACAGUACUGCACAGUUGGCAGUGGGCAAUGCAACCAGCAGAGGCAGAUCAGCCAGCCCAAAAAAGUUGAGCAAUAGUACUUCCAAAGGCCAUAAUCAAGCACCAUGCAACAGCCCUCGAAUGGGUGAACCUAAAAAAACCACCAAGGGUUGCUUAGACCAGCCAGAAAGUCCCAAAAGAUGCGAAAACAAGCACCCGGGAACCACUGAGUGUGCAGAUAUUGGGAAAGUCCCUGUCAAGGAAAAGAGAGGCAGAUCUGCCAGUCCCCAGAAAUAUCCAAAGAAAGAAAGAAGCAGAGAUAAUCUGAACACAGAGCAAAGAUUAACAGAAUUUAAAAGUGGAACACCUGUUAGUGAAAAGCACACAACUGUGCUACCAAUAGAAAAAGUGAAAUUAGGAGGCAUAAAAGAAGUCACAAAGCAAAACAUAUCUGGGAAGGAUGAGAAAUGCCCUUCAGAGACAGCACAUUACAAGUCAGAGGAGCAGUCUCUUUCACUUUCUGAGGCUAGUCAACUUAGAAAGAAAACACUGGAAGAUGAAAAAAUCAAAAGCUCUAACCAAUUAAAAAUGGCAGGUCUUCCUGAUGAUUCAGUACUUUCUGGAGAUAACAACACUAGGCUUGAAGCAGAAGAGCCUGUUGUCCUGAACAAAUACAGAGACAAUGACUUGGAGUCAGCUGAUAAAACCAAAGAGGAUGGAAUUUUCAAAACUGAGAGCAGAUCUCCUGUAAAGAAAGCUAUAACUCCUGGACCUUGGAAGGUACCAAGUGCAAGCAGAGUCACAAAAGCAACAGGUGUGACUGACAAACGGGUUUGACUGACAAACUUUUUUAGAACAUAUUUUAAUCAGGUUUCUAAUGUGGCCACUUAAAACAGUUUUUCUUUUCACAAAACUGUCAUUUUUUCAGACACUGUGAUGAACAGAAAGUACAUUUGAUUGGAAGUUAAAUUAGGCUGCAUGAAGGACCUUUUGGAUUGCAUAUAUGAAACUCUUCAAAAGCUGCUGUCCUUUGGUCCCUUUGAAGGUGGUGUCCUGCUGCUCCUGAUGUUGCACUGCUAAGGCUUUCUGAUAGUAUUGUGAGAUAAUGAACAAAAUUAUUUAAUGCCUAUUAUCAGUGUAAUCAUGACUCACUACUCUUGUUCUUGUGCCAAGUUAUCUACUGUAUCCUGUUGAAUCUUCUGCAUUUUCCACUGCCACAGAAAAGGGGAAAAAAAGUUUAAAAAUGAGUAUUUACUCAAGCAUGCUGCAUGUUUACAUAGGGAAUAUUUCUGAGUUCUCGCUGCUCAAGCAAGAAGUUAGAUGUGCUUGGUUUUCUUGGCUCUCUGGAGUCAGGGAGCAAACAUGCCCCAAAUGCCUUUUUUCACAAAGCUCUCUUCCACCCUCCUCAAACCUGUCAAUACCAGCAUAAUAACUUUAAACAGGACAGUGCCCCUUUAUAUGUGCUUUUUUGUCAUUUGCUCUCUUCACUACCUUGUUUGAGUUGUCCAUUCCAACUUUAAAAUAUGUGAUACAAAUUUAAAUCUGAAAGCUGAGUAGUUUUAAAAUCACAACAGUUCUCUUAAUUUCAGCGUGAUUAUAUUGAAGUAAGUGGCUUCAGGAUUGCCAUGAAAUUAUAUCCUGAUUAUUAUUUUUUAACAAGCACUUUUAACAUUAGUUAUUAAACAUGCAGAGUGUGCAUAUGCUUUCAAGCUUACUGCCAUGCUGUUUGUCAGCAUCUCCCAUCUGUUGUUUGUUUUUUUGCUUAAUGCUGUCUAAACACUUGAAUAUUUCCUGCCUUGGCUCAAAAUUCAAGAUCUUAAAACACAGCAGAGUAAACCGAUCCACCAAAGUCAAAUUCUCAACAAUUGUCCUUGCUUAUCGCUAUUACUAGAAGACCUCACUUUGUUUUCCAUUUUUUUUACGUACCUCUCUUACUUCUGUGUGAGUGUAAAUAUGAUAGUGAGGAAUGUUAACAGUGGAGCACAUUUGCACCUCAGACACAUAGUUAAUUGUGAUGGGAUUUCAGGAGAUGGCAAGCUGCAAGAAUGGAGACUUUGAAUUUUACAUCAUUCUAGCAAUGGAUUUGGCAGCCUCUGAAUAAGCUUUUGUGAGUUUGAUCCAUCUCAGCAAAGAGUUUGAUCCCUUAUGUUACCCUAAAUCAAAGAUUUCCACAUUUUGUCAGGGAGCUUCCUCUUCCAGUAGGCUGUUUAAUUGUAGUAGACUUCUUUCUUCCAGCUUUCAAGUCUUGUUCUCUAGUUUUAUUUUUUUAACAAGACUUUUUCUGGUUCCACCCAGGCAACUCAUAUUUUAUUCUUUCCCCUUUCUUCUCAAACUUACUUUCUUUCCUUCAUCCAUUAGUUUCUCUUCCAGUCCUUUUUUUACCUGUUCUGUUAGUUACAGUGUAUAAGUGAUGAUUUCUCAAACAUGCAGAAUGUUUUGUAAUGGAACUUUCAGUGUGUGUGUGUGUGUGUGUGUGUGUGAGUGUUUUCAUUUUGGGAAUGUCUUAAUGCAAUGUCUGGUUAAUAAGUUCUGCAAGUUCUUUAGUGUUUUAAGCUUGUUUUGCUUUUUGCGCGGGAGUGUGUGUGUUUGAGAUGGGACAAAACAAGUUCCUUCCAGCAUAGCAGCAUUGUGGCAAAUGGAUGUCUGCAAAUUAAGGACACAUUGUUAAUAUUGCCAUUUAAGAACUCUACUACUGCUAACAUUCUUCUCCCUUCCUCUCCCCUCUAUUUUGUGAAAUCCCUAUCUACUAAAG
Podarcis raffonei (Aeolian wall lizard) is the source of this 6494-nucleotide messenger RNA. It is a transcript of the gene MAGI3, whose product is annotated as membrane associated guanylate kinase, WW and PDZ domain containing 3. The coding region runs from base 128 to 4579 and encodes 1483 amino acids. The record is from RefSeq and is a predicted model, not a curated record. The transcript has 21 exons. Gene Ontology annotation, molecular function: protein binding. Gene Ontology annotation, cellular component: cytoplasm. Lineage: Eukaryota; Metazoa; Chordata; Lepidosauria; Squamata; Lacertidae. Gene Ontology annotation, biological process: signal transduction.